CAUCACUUGAAAAACCACUUACACCGAUUUUUACACCAAUAGCAUCCAUACACUCAACAGAAAGCCCUAGCAUUACAGAAACUUCUGGGAACCCACUAACCGAGAAUCUACUAACUUCCGUUGAUGACAGCGAUGACUCUGUAGUAGACCCUAAUUAGCAACCUGAAGAAGAAGAAAAUCAAUGCUCCAAAGUCACCCGUUAUGACUUCAUCUUUGGUUCAAAUUGUACGACCAGGCGGCAUUAUUAAUACACAAGAAGUAGAAAAAUCGUCCAUACUUGAAAGUAAACUUGAUGGUCAAAAAGUGAAAAGAUGCAAAAGAAAAAUACCGGAAAAUUGGAAGAAAAACAUUAGAAAAAUGAAGAAAAAUAGCGGUGCAACGUAUAUAUCAAGUCAAGGAAAGAAUGUACCGUCAAAAAUGUGUAGCACUGAAAAUUGCAAGUGUCAACGAGCUUGUCAUACAAAAAUUGAUAAUAUUAAAAGACAAAAAAUUCAUUUGUCAUUUUGGAGUUUGGGUAGUAUUGAAAGACAAAGGGAUUUUAUAGUAUCUAACGUGCUUUCAACUGAAGCAACAGUAUCACGAGUGACCAAUUCGAGAAGGAAAUUUACAUUGAAUUACAGUUUCAUGGUUAAUUCGCAGACGAUAAACGUAUGCCAACCUUUUUUUCUUCGCACACUAGAUAUCAGUGACAAGAUGGUCCGUACUGCUUUAAAGAAAGCGCGCCGAGGAGUAGGUAAUAUUCCUUCUCCUGACAAAAGAGGCCGUCACACACCGUCCAAUAAAUUUGACGAACACAGCAUGAAGUUCGCUAAUGAUCACAUAGAUUCAUUUCCAAAAGUGCCUUCUCAUUGGUGCCGUAAAGAUACAAAAAAGAUUUACUUAGAAACUAUUCUUAACAAAGAAAAAAUGUAUGAAUUAUAUAAGCAGCAUUGUUUGGAGAAUCAAGAGAAACCCAUUGGAAAAACUUCGUAUAAAGAACUCAUUUUAGAGAAGAAUAUUAGUUUCCACAAACCAAGAAAGGACCAGUGUUGGUGUAACAAAUAUGAGCAAUUAACUGAAGAAGAACAAAAGGAGAAACAAGAAGAAUACGAAGAGCAUGUUAACAGAAAAUACUAUGCACAAGAAGAAAAAAAAUCGGAUAAAAUUAAAGCAAUAGAAGAUAGUCGCUUGCAUGUUUGUACUUUUGAUUUUCAAGCAGUGCUAUAUUGUCCUUUAGUUUUAGGAAAGCCUGUAUUUUAUAAACGGAAGUUAGGUAGCAUGAAUUUCACUAUUCACAAUGCAGUGACUAAACAAGGAUAUUGUUAUUUUUGGCCGGAAUAUGAAGGCAACCGCGGAUCAAACGAAGUAUCAACAUGUCUCUAUAGUUACAUCUCAAAUCUCUCCAACGUACAUCACCUAAUAUUAUAUUCUGACUGCUGUCCAGGGCAGAAUAGAAAUUCUGUGCUUGUAGCUAUGUUCAAUUAUAUCAUUACAUCACCUGAUAAUGAUAUUAGAGUUAUUGAUUAUAAAUUUCUUGAACCCGGACACACCUACAUGGAGUGCGACAAUAUGCACUCGACAAUUGAACGAGCUUCUGAGUAUGCGAAAAUCUAUACCCCUGAUGACUGGCAAAAUGUCAUACGACUAGCCCGUAAAGACAACCCAUAUAAAGUUAAAGUUAUGGAACACACAGAUUUUUUGGAUUUCAAAGCACUGCGAAGUACUAUUAUUUAUAUGUGAUACAAAUACAAUGAAAGCCAUCGAUGGAACUGUUUU
This is a messenger RNA of Bombyx mandarina (wild silkworm), 1755 nucleotides long. RefSeq lists its product as uncharacterized. The record is from RefSeq and is a predicted model, not a curated record. NCBI's taxonomy places the organism in Eukaryota, Metazoa, Arthropoda, Insecta, Lepidoptera, Bombycidae.